This is a messenger RNA of Eutrema salsugineum, 1613 nucleotides long. RefSeq lists its product as uncharacterized. The coding region runs from base 171 to 1427 and encodes 418 amino acids. The record is from RefSeq and is a predicted model, not a curated record. The transcript is spliced from 5 exons. Gene Ontology annotation, molecular function: nucleic acid binding; zinc ion binding. Lineage: Eukaryota; Viridiplantae; Streptophyta; Magnoliopsida; Brassicales; Brassicaceae.
AAACAUCGAUUUCCAUUUAUUUUUUUCAAUCUCAACACUCGAUAAUCUAAAAAUUGAACAUGGUGUGAAAUCGAUUUCAAAUUUAGCUUUCUCCACUUGAUCAUCGUCGAAGGAGAUCAUUGAAUCAGAAAUUCUCCUUCAUCUCCCUAAUCAUAUAAUCUGAGGAAAGUAUGGUAGAAAUCUAUUCUGUUUGUGGAGAGUGGAAAAUAAAUGACAAGCUCCAAUGGGAAUUUAUAGUAGAUAUGGACAAAGGAGGAUCACUUACAGAGGUAGAUGAGAAUGUCACAUUCGCAGAAUUAGUUGAGAUGGUUAUAGAAGACUUUGGAUUUGGUUGCUCAGUUAAAAGUGAAGAUAUUAGACUCACCUAUGAACUUCCAUCGAAGAUGAAACUGAUGGUAGAGCUUAUGGUAGAGAACCCUCCACCGGUAAAUCUGCGAAACGAUCGCCAAUUAAGAAGUUUCAUCAAUAAGAUAAAAGAAGAUCAUGAACUAAUUCGUUUGUGUGUAACGGUGAGUGAGAAAUGCAACGUGGUUGCUUCUGAGAAUGUUGGGGAAAACAUUCCUUCAAAGACCAUACACAAUGAAGAGGAUUAUGUUGAGGAAAAUAUUCCAAACACACAUGUGUUGCAAAAUUUUGAUGGUGAUUCUAAUGUGCAUGAAAAACAACAGGAACUUCAUCGAUCAAGUGGGAGCGACAUGGCAGUUUCCAUAGCACACGACAACACAUGUUCGACUUCUCAAAAAGGAAACUGUCGAGUUUUUUACUAUCAUCCUAUUGAUCCUCCUAUGGUUUCGAUAGGAUGUUCACAUUCUACCGGAGGGACUGAUAAUUUACAUGUGAACAAACAUUUCAAGAAUAAGCAAGAGUUGAUGUUCAAGAUGAGAAAAUGGGCACUAGAGUGGAAGUUUGAGUUCAAGUCUCUUUGGUCAAACAAAUCAAGAGUGGUAUUAGGAUGCGUCAAUGAUAAAUGCACUUGGAGGAUGCGUGCAACUAAGCUUGAUUCUUCUGACGUCUUUGUGGUGAAGAAGUAUGUUGAUGAACAUACUUGUGAUACAACACACAUAAAUGCCGAUCAUAGGCAAGCAACUGCGAAAUUGCUUGGAGCUUUAAUCUGCAGCGACUAUGGAUCAAAAAAAGAUGGUCUCAAACCAAAAGAAAUUAUCGAGCGAGUCAGAAGAGAACAUGGCGUACAAAUCGAAUACAAAAAAGCUUGGAGAGUAAGAGAGCAAGCUCAGAAACUGAUAAGAGGGACUCCUGAUUCCGCAAAUGAAAUUUUAUCUGCACCUCCAACUACUGGGCAAAGCAGUAGGAGACCGUCGAAGAGAAUGCGACCAGUUGGAGAGUUAAGCUCAAAAUUUCAGAGACACAAGUGCAGCAGAUGCGGCGAAGAAGGACACAACAAGAAUACAUGCAUAGUCUCAAUAUGAUGAACUACUUUUAAGGAGCAGAUGUGGCAGAGUACACUGCAAAAAUACGUGUAGAGCUUCAGUAUGAUGAGAUUUUAAGUAAGUUUCCCUAUAAGCAUAUUACAUGUACUGUUUUUUUAGUUUCUUGCGGUUACUGUGGGCAGUUGUUUAACAUUUAUAAGAAGACACCUUAAAUCUGUUUCAAAU